Clupea harengus (Atlantic herring) is the source of this 5922-nucleotide messenger RNA. RefSeq names its product clock circadian regulator b (gene clockb). The record is from RefSeq and is a predicted model, not a curated record. Gene Ontology annotation, cellular component: nucleus; cytoplasm; CLOCK-BMAL transcription complex. Gene Ontology annotation, biological process: circadian regulation of gene expression; regulation of transcription by RNA polymerase II. Gene Ontology annotation, molecular function: DNA-binding transcription factor activity, RNA polymerase II-specific; E-box binding; protein dimerization activity. Lineage: Eukaryota; Metazoa; Chordata; Actinopteri; Clupeiformes; Clupeidae. The coding region runs from base 460 to 3108 and encodes 882 amino acids. The transcript is spliced from 23 exons.
CAAAUAGUGCGCCCUACUGACACCAUUGCGCAUGACUGGAAAAUGCAGAGAGAAGUGGGCCUACUGUUUUGAGUCGAAGGCUCUUGCAGCCCCAGAUCAAAACAAUCCACGACGUGAAGGUAUAUUGGAAAGGUAAGAACACCGUUCGAGACAUCAAAUUGAAAGGCACCCAUCACAGGUCUCUUGUAAAGGCAGAUGAUGCUCAAUGGUUAAAGCAAGAAUGUGAGCGUCUGUAUUGGCUGAUGUGGUCUGGCAUAUGUUAACAUUAAUUGGAAAGGAAGCCGUAAUGUUUGGCAGUAAUCUGCGCUAUCUGAAGUCAAGUACCAGCCCUAACUUCACGUGGAGUGGGACCUCACAAGGAAACAAACACGCUGCAGCUGCCUAGUGGCACUGCACCAAAUGUCUUCCUCACGUCUAAAGAGUCUUCCUCCAUUAAGGCAGCCCUGAAGCAACUCCAAGAUGACAAGUACUACAAGUAUUGACAGGGAUGAGGUUUUUGAUGGAUUGGAGGAAGAUGAGAAGGAUAAAGCCAAACGAGUUUCCAGAAACAAGUCAGAAAAGAAGCGCAGGGACCAGUUCAAUGUGCUCAUCAAGGAGCUUGGCGGCAUGCUGCCAGGCAACACGCGCAAGAUGGACAAGUCCACCAUCCUACAGAAAAGCAUUGACUUCCUGUGCAAGCACAAAGAAAUUGCAGCUCAGUCUGAGUCAAGCGAGAUUCGUCAGGACUGGAAGCCGCAGUUCCUCAGCAACGAGGAGUUUACACAACUCAUGCUGGAGGCUCUGGAUGGAUUUUUCCUAGCAAUAAUGACAGACGGAAAUAUCAUUUAUGUGUCUGAGAGUGUUACUUCCUUAUUGGAACACCUGCCUUCUGACCUGGUGGACCAGAACCUCCUGAACUUCCUUCCCGAAGGGGAACACUCCGAGGUGUACAAAGCCCUCUCUUCCCAUCCCGAAGGGGAAAACCUGAGCCUAGAGUACCUCAAGACCAAGAAUCAGCUAGAGUUCUGCUGUCAUGUGCUGAGGGGCAACAUGGACCCCAAGGAGACCCAGGUCUACGAAUACGUCAAGUUCAUCGGCAGCUUUAAGUCUCUGCAUACUGGUAACCCUUCUCUGGUGACCAGGAACGGCUUGGAGGGCGUGCUGCAGCGGGCACUGCGACCAGCCUUCGACGACCAAGUGUGUUUCAUAGCAACCGUGAAGUUGGUCAAGCCGCAGUUCAUCAAGGAGAUGUGCUUAGUGGAAGAGCCUAAUGAAGAAUUCACCUCCAGACACAGCCUGGAGUGGAAGUUUCUCUUCCUGGAUCACAGGGCGCCUCCAAUCAUAGGGUAUCUCCCAUUUGAGGUGUUGGGGACGUCGGGCUAUGAUUACUACCAUGUGGAUGACCUGGAGGCGCUAGCCAAAUGCCAUGAGCACUUGAUGCAGUAUGGGAAGGGGAAGUCAUGCCAUUACCGCUUCCUGACCAAAGGGCAGCAGUGGAUCUGGCUGCAGACUCAGUACUAUAUCACCUACCACCAGUGGAACUCCAGGCCAGAGUUCAUCGUCUGCGUGCACACAGUCGUCAGUUAUGCUGAGGUGAGGGCGGAGAGACGUCGAGGGAUGGGCAUAGAAGAAUCCCCACCUCAGAUCAAUGAUAAGAGUCAGGACUCGGAGUCGCAGCUGAACACCUCCAGCCUGAAGGAGGCGCUAGAGCGCUUCAGCCGGAGCCGCACACCCUCCUCUUCCUCCCGCAGCUCCCGCAAAUCCUCCCACACUGCCAUCUCCGACACCAACACCUGUGGCUCCACGCCCUCCAAGCUGCAGGUGGACCCCAGUACAUCGCCCCACCCAGCCGCUCCAUCCACCGUCGAGAUGAACUCACAGCGCCGCUCUUCCAUCAGCAACCAGUCCAUGUGCUCCCAGACCACAGCUCAGAGCACCACGUCAACUCUGGGGCCUCAGCCUCCGCCCCAGCAGCCUCCGCCUCAGCAGCAGCCUCAGCCUCAGCAACAGCCUCAGCAGCAGCCUCAACAGCAGCAGCAGCAGCAGCAGCAGCAGGUGCAGCCAGAUGUGCAGUUCACGGCCCAGCUGAAUGCCAUGCAGCACCUGAAGGACCAGCUAGAGCAGCGCACACGCAUGAUCGAGGCCAACAUCCAGAAGCAGCAGGUGGAGCUGCGGCAGAUCCAGGAACAGCUGCAGCGUGUGCAGGGCCCAGGAACGCAGAUGUUCCUGCAGCAGUCAGUGGGCGGUGGGCUGAAUGUACAGCUGCCCCAGGGUGGCACGGCCGUACUGGGAGCGGGCGCUCAGGCGGGUAUGCUGACCAUCCAGUCGGGCCAGCAGAGCGUCAGCAGCUCCGAGCAGGUGGCCGGAGCAGGCCAGCACACCACCCUCGCCCAGCAUCAGCAGCUGCAGCAGCAGCAGCAGCAGGCGGCAGCCCCCCAGCAGCAGGCCUUGCAGAGCUCCACCCUCUCACAGACUCAGCAUGCAUCACAGGGUGCUCUGCCCACUCCGCUGUACAACACCAUGAUGAUUUCACAGCCUGCCCCCGCCAACGUGAUGCCCAUCGCCACCAGCCUGGCACACAGUAGCUCCCAGGGCACCACCAUCACCACCUUCACCCAGGACCGACAGAUCAGGUUUCCAGCCGGUCAACAGCUGGUCACUAAGCUAGUAACGGCCCCCAUGACGUGCGGUGCGGUGAUGGUCCCCACCACCAUGUUCAUGUACAACCCCUUCGCCCAGCAGCAGGGCCAGGCUCAGGCCAUCACGCUGCAGCAACAGCAGCAGGGCCAGCCGCAGGCCGACUCGCAGACACAGGCCUCCCAGGGCCAGGUCACGCAGACAGGCAUCCCACAGCAGACGCAGCAGCAGGCGCAGUUCUUGCAGGGGACCCGUCUGCUUCACAGUAACCAGUCCACUCAGCUCAUCCUGCAGGCAGCUUUCCCCAUUCAGCAGCAGGGUACCUUCACCACGACCACCACACAACAACCACAGCAGCACCGUCAACAACCACAACAACAGCGUCAACAACCACAUCAGCAGCGUCAACAACAACUCAAGCCUCAGACUCAAAAGCAACACAAAACCCUGUCCAAUCACCAGACAGAUGGUGCCAGCACCCAAUCACAAUAAACCAAGGGGUGGGCUCUCAGCAUCUCGGGAGCCAGUCAAACCGAGCCCCUGCGAUUGUUUGACCCUGGUCUGGCCCUGUAAUUGGUGUUUUUUUAAUCGUUUUAAUUCUUUUGGGGAAGCUCAGUAUUGCCACAGGACCACAGAUGUUUCAUGAUUUUUUUUUGCUUUCCACAAUUGAAUCAUGGGUAAAGGGGAAUAACCCUGGAGUACAAAGGAACUGGCUGCCUAGUCCAUCAUGGAAUCAGACACCGCACAUGACCCUAAACCUACCCCACCCACCUGCCCCUGACAUCAUGGUAACUGUUGUCUGGCUUGGGUCUUCCAUAUCUUCCAUCAUCUGCUUUCAAUCAGGUGUUCCUGUUUUUUUUUUUUUUUAAAAGAGUAAUAAUUAUUUAUUCAAAUGGAGAAAAAAACUGUUGUUUGUCAUCUUCACCAAAAGCUCAGAGGGCCCCUGUGUCUCUGGAUGGUGUAGUGCACCUAAGGGGUUUGACUGAACAGUGGAUGUCAAACAGACUCUGCCUCUGUACAGUCCCUGUGUAACAUAACCUGUAAAUAUCUAGACAUAAAGGAACAAGAGAAGUGAGUAUUUUAUAAGAUGCAUGACCAGUGUAAACUUUUAUGGCUCUUAAUUUUGAUUUUUAAUGUUUUAAUUUUUUUUUUUGUAGUAGUAUUGUUCUGAACAGGGGGAAAUUGAGAAAGUUCAGAAAUGCUAAAGAUUUAACAUUUUAAAUUUUAAUCUAGAGCUUCUACAGAUUUUUUGGGGGGGUGUCACAGUUUGUUUAAUAUGGGAUUUAGGAUUGAAUGGAACACUUGGGGAACUUCAAUGGAUGUUCUUUUUCUUAUAGGUAUAUAAAUGUAACUGCAUAAAAUUAGCCCUUCUUCUAGAAGAAUCUUAGAUUAAACAUGCUUGAAUAUACCUGUAAAAAGUUAAAAAUCUCUAUACAAUGAAGUGCCAACAGGUGAACUAGUAAGAACUUUACGGUGUUUUUGAAACUACCUGUUAAAUCGUUAAAGCCAGUAGUUGUAAAACCUAACAUAGGCUUAGGACUGAUUUUUUAAAUAUAGUUAUACCAAAUCAUACCCUACCCACUCCCCAAUAUAUUUUCUAGCACUUACUGUGAUGAAACACACUAAAACAUGCUCCCCCACUUUCUGUGCCGCCAGUCUUUUAAAAUAUACACCCUAGGAUAAUGUAUGUAUGCAAGCACAUGUAUUUGUUGGAGCACUAGAGUGUGUAUGUGUGUGUGUGUGUGUGAGAGAGAGAGAGUACGCGCUUCCAGCCCAGGUUUCUUCCAUAACUUGCAAAAGAUGUUGAAGCUACAGAAUGGUACGCAUGCUUCUUCGUGUCUCUCAGGUAUAGGUAUACACACACGGUCCAUCCUCUGCUCCGGAAUGGUCACAGGAUUUGAGUGAGGGAAGGAGGGGGGCCCCUGAGCAGCCUCUGCUUUAACCCUAACCCACAGCUACACAGUCACAGUAAGCCAUAUCUAAUGCAAGCCUUUGCGUCAGUUGGAUCUUACACUAUGCUUUUCAGUGUUUGUGUGUGUGUGUGUGUGUGUGUGUGUGUGUGUGUGUGUGUGUGUGUGUGUGUGCGCGUGCGUGCGUGAGUGUGCACGUGCGUGAGUGUGUGGGAGGGAAUGUGUUCUUUACAGUGUGGUUUACGUCUCUCUAUGUACAUGCUGCAUACAGUGUUUAGAUUUUGGAGAAUGUCUGCACAGUUCAGGUAAAGUGUAAUGUGUGCAACACUUUGUGUGUGUGUGUGUGAGAGAAUGUGUGAGUGAGUGUGUGUGUGAAAAUGUGUGAGUGAGUGCGUGUUGUGGGAGACAGAUUUAGUGGAUGCAAGUGAGAAUGAAUAUAAAUGGUUUGUAAUGUCAUUAUCACACAGGGGUUCACCAUGUGUUACCCCUGGCGAUAACCAAUCAGUUCUUGCUUUGCAGUAAACAAAAGAUUCUAGAGACCUCCUCUUCGGCUAGGUUAGACGUUUACCUCUGAAGUUUCAAACAUAAUCCUUAUUGUGGAAACAUUUUUUUAUAUGAUACAAAUCAGAACCUACUUUAUUUUCUUACAGCUUAAGAAGUUUUAAUUGUGCAGGGGGUAGAUAGUGUGGGCAAAAGAGACCGUCGCCACUGUUGAGCUGAAGAAAGGGUUUGUCAGUGGGGACAGAGGACAAAAAAAAAAGAAUUAAACAAGCUGUGACACUCAGGCUUUGUUGAACGAUCUACUUCCAAAUAUGACCACCUUUCAUUUAAACCAUCCCCUUGUUUACUUUGUUGAUGUUGUUGUUGUUAUUGUUGUUGCUACUAUUGUUGUUGGUGGGUUGGUUGUUUUUUUUCCGUUUGUUUCCAUGGACAAUGCAUUUAUUAUUCAGUGGUGUAUUCCUCACACACAAAUGUCACUCAAAUGCAGCACCCCUCUCAAAUGUAUGCCAAGUAAAUGGAUGGACUAAGUCAUGUCUGUAAUCUUCAGUCAGAUCAACAUCACGUCCAGAUGGAGGAAAAGGGAGCCAUGCAGAAGUCAUAUUUAAGGAGAACUAAAGAUUUUUACGCAGGCUUCUCUGCCUUAUUCGGAAUAGUGAACAUGUUAAUUGGUCAUCAUCAAUACUGUAUGUAAACAACAUGAGUGUUUUUGAGAUGUUCUAUGGUGCUACACUACAGUAUAGAGCGUGUCAUUGAAGUAUGCUUACAAAAAAAAAAACAUGUCACAAUGGUGUCUCAAUUGAAUUAUCACAUAAUUUUGCAACAGUUUCGUAGAAGAGUUUGCCAAUAACCCCUGCCCCUUAUUAAUAUUCAAUAUUAAAAUAAACAAUACAACAAA